AUGAUCCACGCACAGGAUUCGCUCGCCGCUGUUCGUAAUCUGACCUCGAUCCCUUUAGCGUCGCCCGAGCGCACUCCGCAGACUCGGCCACCCCACUCCGCUUCAGCGUGCAUCCCGUCUGCAUCUCCGGGGUAUGCCACAGCGAGGAAACCGACGAGCGCUCCAGAAUACGAAGGAACAAGCGGACAUUCAUUCCAAUGUGUUCGUAAUCGCAAUGGACGAGUUGUGGGCAACGCUGGUCUCGUGAUCAGAACGCUACGAAGCGUGCUUGCUCCGGCCGACGGUAUUGGUGGGGAGAGAUCUAUUUCUGUGGGAGCUAAGAUGUUCUGGGCGUUCUGGGCUGCCUCCCACGCGUCCCACGCGCUCAGCCCGCCCGGUGCGGACACGGUCUGCCUUCAGGCCCGUUACGCGGAUGAGCAAGGGAAAGUGCAGGAAAAGCCAGGAUAUCGCAAGAGACUAGCAGGGUGGGUGCACGAUCGCUGGCAAAGUCAUGAUCCGAAGAUUUGUCGCUCACCUGCGCUUCGUGCUGCCGCACACGUCGUGCGCGUCGUGCCAUUCGCCUUGCCCAACGUCCGCCGACCUGCGGAUAUACAGUCGGUAAAUUGGCUUUGGUCGUCGUUCCUGAAGCACCUCACGUACCUCGCUAUCGACCCAGGCACAGUGUUAGCGUCAGGUGGACACUGCCUCGGAGGCCGUUUCGGCGAGAUCGGCGCACUCGCCUUAUUCCUCGAUACUCUUCACGCUCCCGCUAGGGAAAGAGCUGCUAGUCGCUUCGCCGAGCCCGACGCCGACACACGACGGCGCCCGGAGACCAUGUCCGUCAGUACGUCCGCGGCCUCACGGCGGAGAGGGGCUAGCCGGAUAGGUCGAGCGUUAGGGAAGAUCGCGAUCACACGCCGUCUCACGCCAGGUACUCCAUACCUUGCCUCAUAUGGCACCAUGUGCAUCUCAGGGCAGGCGCUAUUUUCUGCCGACCCUGUCCGGGGAAAGUUAUCUCUCGGCUCUUGGUUGGUGCGUUCAGCCCGUCUCAGGGAAUGCAAGCUACAAGUCACCGAAAGUCACCGUGGAGCCAUGUGGGGCCAACGCCCGCCCUUGCCUCACCCCUUUGGCAGUCCCUGUGCCUCCCCUCGUUCCCCUGCAUCCUUUGCGUCUCCUGCCUCCCUAGAAGCCUAG
Messenger RNA from Trichosporon asahii var. asahii CBS 2479, 1173 nucleotides. RefSeq lists its product as uncharacterized. Bases 1 to 1173 code for a protein of 390 amino acids. The record is from RefSeq and is a predicted model, not a curated record. Lineage: Eukaryota; Fungi; Basidiomycota; Tremellomycetes; Trichosporonales; Trichosporonaceae. The transcript is spliced from 4 exons.